GCGUAGCAAUUGGCAAAAAAAAAACUAAACAAAAGUGACCUAGUCGUAAACCAGUAUAAGUCGAAUUCGUAUCAUUUACCAUUGAGGCAGGCUGGGGAAAUGUCUUUGGGACUACAAGGCAGUGGAAAUACAGUAAUUACUUUUUUGUAGCGCGUGAUUGACAUUCAGAUUUUUGAUUUUCAGCCAACUACGCGGCUUUGACGUCGGUGGAGCUGUCAGAUUUUAUAAGAAAUCACAAGCGGACGGCGAGCUCAAACAACAGACCUGUCUAGGAGAGCCCGAGCUGCUAACAGCAGAGCCUUGCUUUUCAAUUUGCUCUCGCCGAGGGGAAGAGCAGGUUAAUCUCUCACGGCCACAGCGCUGUGAUCUGUAAAAACGGCACCGCCGCCGCCUCGACACCCUGGGUGCUUUUUGCAGCCGGCAACAUUGUUUUGUGGACAUCCGUCUGACGCCUGUGAAAUAACUGGGACAUUAUUCCUUCAUAAUGAAUGCUAAAUGAUACCUGAGACCCCCCUCCCUCCCCCCUUCCCUCCUCAUGCACUGUAGGUCCUUGCAGAAGCACAAGACAAGUUUGUUGCUCCUGGCCGUCGUUUAGUUCGGUGUGAGACACCGCCGUAGAGAAGAAGCGGCACGAAGUUUCCCCGCGCUGUUGAGCUCCGUACACGAGAACCAGCGGGCCAGCGAGAGCGAUGGAGCUGUCCACCGUACCUGGGGCUGAUUUCGCCGACCUGUACGCCGUGUUCCCCGCCAACGGCACCUUGCAGGAAGAGCCGAGCGGGUUCAUGCCUAACGGGAGCCUGAACUACACCGAGCUGAGCACCGUGAAGAGUGCCACAAGCAUCAUCAUCGCUAUAUCCAUCACAGCCAUCUACUCCGUGGUCUGUGUGGUUGGGCUGCUCGGAAACAUCCUGGUUAUGUACGGGGUGGUAAGAUACACCAAAAUGAAGACUGCCACAAACAUUUACAUCUUCAACCUGGCCCUGGCAGAUGCGCUGGCCACCAGUACCCUCCCAUUCCAGAGUGCCAAGUACCUGAUGGACACCUGGCCCUUUGGAGAGCUGAUCUGCAAGAUUGUAAUUGCUAUCGACUACUACAACAUGUUCACCAGCAUCUUCACCCUCACAAUGAUGAGUGUGGACCGCUAUAUCGCCGUGUGCCACCCCGUCCGAGCCCUCGACUUCCGCACGCCCAUCAAGGCCAAGAUUAUCAAUGUCUGUGUGUGGAUCCUGUCCUCAGCCAUCGGGGUGCCCAUUAUGAUCAUGGCCGUCACCAAAGUCACAGAUAAAGGAAACAUUGUGUGCAUGCUGAAAUUCCCUGAUCCAGACUGGUACUGGGACACAGUAACGAAGAUCUGCGUCUUCAUCUUUGCCUUUGUGGUGCCUGUGCUAGUCAUCACCAUAUGUUACGGGCUGAUGAUCCUGCGGUUGAAGAGUGUGCGUCUGCUCUCAGGAUCCAAGGAGAAAGACAAGAACCUGCGCCGCAUCACCCGCAUGGUGCUCGUGGUGGUGGCAGCCUUCAUCAUCUGCUGGACUCCCAUCCACAUCUUCAUCAUCGUGAAAACCCUGGUGGAGAUUGACAAGAAGAACCCCUUCGUCAUCGCCAGCUGGCACCUCUGCAUUGCCCUCGGCUACACCAACAGCAGCCUCAACCCAGUGCUCUAUGCGUUCCUGGACGAAAACUUCAAGAGAUGUUUCCGAGAUUUCUGCCUGCCCUUCCGCUCCAGAAUGGAGCAGAACAGCUUCACCAGGGCCAGGAACGCCACCCGCGAACCCAUCUCAGUCUGCGCGCCUUCAGAAGCCGGGAAGAAGCCAGUAUGACUAGACAUGGACCGCCUGCCCCAUGGGUCUCGUACCCGGAGAGUGCAACAAGACCUGCAGUCAGAAGUCACACAGAUCUCCACCACAGAGUUUUAGCUCUAGAGGACCCCCAGCCCCCACAGGAGUCUCCACGUGUAUAUGACCAUCACUGAUUAUCCCAAGUUAUCUAGAAUUCUUCCACUCUUUUCCUGCCAGGAAAUGUUCCUAGGAGCUGCUUUCAGAAGGAAUAGGACAAUCUUUCAUUUUACAUGUGCCCUCCUAGAUCUUGACCUUACAAGGAGGGUAGAAAGUGGGGGG
Messenger RNA from Lepisosteus oculatus (spotted gar), 2114 nucleotides. RefSeq names its product opioid receptor, delta 1b (gene oprd1b). The record is from RefSeq and is a predicted model, not a curated record. Lineage: Eukaryota; Metazoa; Chordata; Actinopteri; Semionotiformes; Lepisosteidae. Gene Ontology annotation, cellular component: plasma membrane; neuron projection. Gene Ontology annotation, molecular function: G protein-coupled enkephalin receptor activity; neuropeptide binding. Gene Ontology annotation, biological process: G protein-coupled opioid receptor signaling pathway; neuropeptide signaling pathway.